UGCGUAAAGAUAUACUUACCAAAAUAAAGCCGACUUGAGCGCUUUGAUUUUUUCAAGCUUAUAUUUGAUCUAACAUUUGCAAAUUUUGAUACCAGUUUUUUAUUAUGACUGUUUCGGAUACAACCAGACCCGAUACAAAAUAUUUUUGCUGUGAUCAUGACGCGAAAUCUUCGAAACAAAACUUAAAGAUCUGUAAAUGCUCUUACUUGGAGCAGCUGAGCAAUUUUAUUAUAUCAGCAGUAGAAACGCUGUUUUUCAGGACAGGUCAGUUUAUUGGAAAACGACCAUGGGCAGCAAUGAUUAUCACAAUUGUUCUAUUUGCUCUAUGUAUGAUUGGGCUAUUUCGCUGGAAAACGGAAUUCAACAAUGCCAAACUAUGGGCUCCGAGUGAAUCUCGCGCUUGGGAUGACUCGAAAAGAGCUCUUGAUUGGUUUCCAGAACAAGUGAGAGAGGAGAAAAUACUGAUACAGGCUGAAAAUGUAUUGACAUCGGCAGUACUUUUAGAAGCUCUCGAACUGGACACAAAAAUCAAAGUUAACAUUUCGAUUGAUGGCAAAGAAUACAACAGUACUUGUUUCAAAACUGGCGCAUUGUGUUUUCAGGAUUCGUUAUUACAAUUAUGGUUUUAUAAUUACACAGUCGUUUCUGCAUUAUCAGAUCAAGAUAUUCUAAACACAAUAAAUGCCAAACCGGUCAUAAGCCCCAUUUCUAAAAAAGAAGUACAAGUGGAAUUGUUACUGGGUGGAGUCUCCAUUGAUACAUCUGGGAGGAUCAAAGCAGCUGAGUUUCUUCUAAGCAAAUAUUACUUGGAAGUUCAAGAACCCUACACUUCACAAGAACCAUCGCCUCUAGUCCUCGAUUUUGAGAAAGAGUUCAUUGAAAAUUGUCUGGAAGGCCUAACGGGUGUAGUUGUCUACUGUGCGUCCCAGAGGAGUUUCGAAGAUAUGCAGCUCAAAGCGAUAGAAACUGAUGUCUAUUUGUUGUUUGUCGGAUACAUUGUGGUAAUUGCAUAUAUCAUGAUUACGACAGGCAGAUACAAUUGCAGAGACCAAAAGGUAUGGUUAGGGACAGCUGCUCUUUUGUGUGUUGGUCUAUCUUUCGGCAUCGCAAUUGGCGGGGGAUCUGCUUUUGGAUUCGAAUACGGACCUCUUCACAGCGUAUUGCCAUUUUUACUUCUUGGAAUUGGAGUUGAUGACAUGUUUGUGUAUGUAUCCGCUUGGGACAACUUGACUCCAUCGGAAAACAAUCUUCUUGCUGUGUUUUAA
Molecule: messenger RNA, 1265 nt
Organism: Symsagittifera roscoffensis
Lineage: Eukaryota; Metazoa; Xenacoelomorpha; Acoela; Convolutidae
Product: patched domain-containing protein 3-like
Exons: 6
Coding region: 105-1265 (386 amino acids)
Cellular component (GO): membrane
Source: RefSeq, a predicted model, not a curated record